AUGGCUGAGAUUCAAUCAUCAAACACAGUCUCCGUUGGUACCCUGCCUGCCACGGAUUCCGCCGAAAAACGGCAAUCCCAGCAGCGAGGGCCUCCAUUGCAUCAGAUCUACGCCCUCCCGGCACCGAUCCGCACAUUCCCUUUACCGGCCUUUUAUCCGAACAACCCCAUAUCCUUCUUCCAUGUCGCGUAUGCGUGGUUAGGCCAACUGUGGUCUCCGCCCAAAGCGGAACCCUCGGUUGUACAUAAUGGUGUAUGGUCCGCUGCUACAUCAUCCGUCCACAUCACGGAUGAUGUUUCUACCCGAGCUUUGUGGGAGCAAGGCUUCUACGGAAAGGGUAGUCUUAGUCGUAGUGAACCAGCUUGGUUAAAGCGUGAACAGGUUCGUCAAGGACUGGCUGAUGCACACGUCAGCGAGAUUAUGACUGUGCAGAGAAGAGAAGAGCGUAUGCGUGCCAAGUGGGAACGAGCACGUCUCGAGCAAGAGGCGGUCCGAGAGACCCGCCGCAAGGAAGCGGAAGAAGCAAAAGCGAGAGAGACCAAGGCACGAGAAGCCAAAGCCUUUGAAGCCAAGGAACGAGAGCUACGUGCCAGAGAGUCGAAAGACAUCGCAGAGCCCAGAUCCAUCAAACCUAUCUCGCUGUCGGCUGCCCUUCCAACUUACGAGUCACCUGUCAGCCCUGCUGCGCUUUUGGCUCUGCCAAAUUCACUAGUGGACAUUGUGAAGCCAACGCCUAUCAAGCCUGUGAAUCUACCCGUGUCCACUCCCACGCGUGCUUCGCCAGUGUGCCCUGCAACUAUCCUAGGCAUGCCGAACUCUGCCGCUGAAAUUGCCGAAGAGUCUGCCAUCGAGGCAGCUGAAGAGAUUGACGGUCUUGGAAUAACCGGAGUCCAUCCAACGGCGAUGGGUCUGUCUGUGGAUACUUUCCUCAAUGGUCAUGUCAUGGAACCAGUUGCGAACGGAAUUCUUCACCAUGAGGUGAAUGGCACUUCUGUAGUUGCGUCUUCGUCAGACGAGGAAGACAACACUAAGCCUAAGAAGCGACGCAAGAGUGUACGAUUCUCGCCAACAGUGGAAUCCACUACCUUUCACUUCGGAGAUCCCCCUAGCCCCAAGCGUUCGACGUCGAAUGGCACGGCUAAUGGGCUUGCCGAUAUUCGCGCCGCAUCACCCGUGGCUAUAAACGGACACAAUGAGAACUCUUUGGAGCGUACUAGCAGGACAGUGCUGAAGAAUAUGGAGCAUCUCCAGCUAACGCCGGAGGAGGCUUUCUUUCUGAACUUUGGUUUGGGUGUUCUGACGGUCACUGAUCCUGCCUCGGGUGCUCAGCUCUCGUCUUUGGACCUGUUGAGACGCUUCAGACAACAUUCAUACUUCCCACCUCGUGUUGAACCUGCGGAUCCCGCGCUUCAACCCGACGAUAACUUCCUCAUCCACUAUGCAGUGUAUCAUUACUUCAGAUCUCUUGGUUGGGUACCUCGCGCAGGCAUCAAGUUUGGCGUGGACUGGCUACUAUAUGCUAAGGGCCCGGUCUUUGACCACGCCGAAUUCGGUCUAAUUGUUGUACCAUCUUAUUCUGAUGCCCUUUGGAAAGAGGCUGGAAACCAGGACCCUCAGAAGACAUGGCAGUGGCUCCAUGGCACGGUGCGUGUUCUGUCACACGUCACCAAGAGUCUCGUUCUGGUUUACGUUGACGUACCGCCACCUUCGAAAUUUGAGAAGGCUUUGGAGCAGGGUGUCGCUGAAGCGUUAAAGCUAUACAAAGUCAGAGAAGUGAUGGUGAAGCGAUGGUCUGCCAACCGUAACAGAGGUUAA
Molecule: messenger RNA, 1815 nt
Organism: Fusarium tjaetaba
Lineage: Eukaryota; Fungi; Ascomycota; Sordariomycetes; Hypocreales; Nectriaceae
Product: tRNA-splicing endonuclease beta chain
Exons: 1
Coding region: 1-1815 (604 amino acids)
Biological process (GO): tRNA splicing, via endonucleolytic cleavage and ligation; tRNA-type intron splice site recognition and cleavage
Cellular component (GO): tRNA-intron endonuclease complex
Molecular function (GO): tRNA-intron lyase activity; nucleic acid binding
Source: RefSeq, a predicted model, not a curated record